CCACCCCAAAAAAAAAUGGCUUUCCCUCCACACACAAAACACCCCAAACCCUUUGCACAGCCGUCUCCAUAAUUCACGUGACACCCACCAACCAACUCCACAGCGUAACCCUAAACGGCCAAGCGGCGCACAAAAAGUCACGUACAUCGUUUCCCAGUCCAUGCCCAUAAAGGGACCGGCGCUUCCUCCAUUCGAACGAAACUUGUCCUCUUUCAUCGCUCACAUAUACCCCAAACGAUAAUAACGAUAACGAAGAGAGACACAAUUCGCACACACACCGUACCAACCGCAUAUACCAGCUACCCGAUAUCCCGGGCCCUCAAUAAUUAUACACGCCACCAUUCCCGAUUGUCGCAAGCAGAGAAGGCAGAGCAGGCAGACAAGACAAGGCAAAGCCCACAAGAAAAGAGCGGUCCAAGUGUUGCCCCUAUACAGAGUCCCGAGGCUUUACCCAGUUGAGCGGGGUUUAGUUACCGUACGUACGGCAUUUCUUGUGUGUAUAUUUCUGGUCGGGAGUCUCGAUUACAUUACUUUCUCAGCCUCGCAUUGCAUUGCUUCGAUCUGUCGUUGUUCGUCGGCUCACCACUUCCGGCUCUGUUUGAUGUUUUUUGAAGAGGGGAGUGAGUAGCUGAAACAGCGUCGCGAACGCUUUGGUCCCCUGUCCUGUCCCUGUUCUAAGGGCGGUGCGAUCGUCGCUGCACUCAAAGUGAUGCAGUCGGUAGAAAGUCCAGCUACCACGACGCUCGCGAUUGAGGCAAGCAAGACACAGAACUGUUCAGUUUUAAUCCUGCCGGAUGCGCUGUCGUGGCGAUAUGCUCAACUCGUUCUGGGUCCAGACGUCAUGAAUUCGGCCUGGCUGGCUGGGCUGGAUACCCAUCCUAUCUGCUUCCGGUCGCAGGACAAGUACGACGGCCAAGUACGGUACGGUGAGGCUACUCAACCUGCGAGCGCAGUGGGGGGUGCAGUGGGGGUGCAGCGGGCUAGUACGCGUUGGUACUCGCUGGACCCUUGGAUGGCUCUCCAGCGUGCCGUAGCUAAGUGCGUUCGUCGAGGUUCGUCGAGGGGCGGCGGGGGCGGCGGCGUUGGCAAGGCAAAACCAGCGAAACCAGCGAGGGAGGCUGGGUGUUGGGCUAUCACAUGGGAAGUGCGCUGGGGGUGUGUGUGGGUGGCCGUAUUGACGGGCUGGGGGUGUGGUCCUGGCCGUAUUGACGGGCUGAGGAUGGGUGGACCACACCGCCAGCCCGUCAAUACGGCCACCCCCCGCCCCCGAAUCCUCUACAAACCAUCCCUCAUACACUCUUCCGCGCCCCGAAAGCAGCUUGCCACCUUCCCCUUCCAAUAUCUGCGUCGUUAA
Molecule: messenger RNA, 1354 nt
Organism: Pseudogymnoascus destructans
Lineage: Eukaryota; Fungi; Ascomycota; Leotiomycetes; Thelebolales; Thelebolaceae
Exons: 1
Coding region: 710-1354 (214 amino acids)
Source: RefSeq, a predicted model, not a curated record